GGGUGGGCUCCAACUGAAAGAGGAAGAAUCCAUAGAGGGAACGACGCACCAGACGAGCGAGGUGACAGGCAAGCAGUAAGGUUCCCCCAAGUCCCCGGACACCCCGUCACAGAAUCGCACCUGGCCGCCCAGUCACCUGAGCAACCAUGUCAGCUUCGGCGGUCUUUAUUUUGGACCAGAAAGGCAAGAUGUUGAUAAGUCGUAAUUACAAAGGUGAUGUGGAUAUGGCGGAGAUUGACCACUUCAUGACCCUCCUGAUGCAGAAGGAGGAAGAAGGUUUCCUGACCCCCUUGCUAACUCGUGGCAAAGUUAAUUUCCUGUGGAUUAAACACAGCAACCUCUACUUGGUGGCUACCACAACAAAAAAUGCAAAUGCUUCUCUAGUGUAUUCCUUCUUAUACAAAAUUGUAGAGAUUUUUACAGAAUACUUCAAGGAGCUGGAAGAAGAGAGUAUCCGAGAUAACUUUGUCAUUGUUUACGAGUUACUGGAUGAGGUGAUGGAUUUUGGAUUCCCUCAAACCACCGACAGUAAAAUCUUACAGGAGUACAUUACACAGGAAGGUAACAAGCUGGAGUUAGCCAAGUCCCGUGUCCCAACAACUGUUACAAAUGCUGUGUCCUGGAGGUCAGAAGGCAUCAAGUACAAAAAGAAUGAAGUUUUCAUUGACGUCAUUGAAUCUGUCAACCUGAUGGUCAGUGCCAAUGGGAACGUUCUUCGGAGUGAAAUUAUUGGCAGUAUCAAGUUGAAAGUCUUUCUGUCUGGAAUGCCGGAGCUUCGGCUGGGUCUGAAUGACAGAGUGCUCUUUGAGCUAACAGGACGAUCGAAAAAUAAAUCUGUGGAGAUGGAGGAUGUGAAGUUUCACCAGUGCGUGCGGCUGUCACGAUUUGAAAAUGACCGCACCAUCUCAUUUGUUCCACCUGAUGGCGACUUUGAGCUCAUGUCAUACAGGCUCAACACUCAUGUAAAGCCACUGAUCUGGAUUGAGUCCGUCAUUGAGAAGUUUUCUCACAGCCGGGUUGAGAUAAUGAUAAAGGCAAAGAGUCAGUUUAAGAAGCAGUCUGUUGCCAACAAUGUGGAAAUAUUUAUACCAGUGCCCAGUGAUGCAGACUCCCCAAAGUUCAAAACUGGCAUUGGCAGUGCAAAAUACCAUCCAGAGAAGAAUGUUGUUGUAUGGUCUAUUAAAUCUUUUCCUGGAGGAAAGGAGCAUUUAAUGAGGGCACACUUUGGCCUCCCCAGCGUUGAGAAUGAAGAGGUAGAGGGUAGGCCUCCUGUGUCCGUCAAGUUUGAGAUUCCCUAUUUUACCGUCUCUGGCAUCCAGGUCCGUUACAUGAAAAUCAUUGAAAAGAGUGGCUACCAAGCUUUACCUUGGGUCCGUUACAUUACUCAGAGUGGUGAAUACCAGCUCCGUACAAAUUAAUGACCUGAUUAGUUUCCAUAUACAAUUUGAAGAAAUGGGACCUGGAAAGAUUUACCGACCCUCCCCCAGUAAAAUAAAAUUAGUAUGGAAAUGGCAAAACUGCUUUCAAAAACAUUUCUGUACAUAUUUACUUAGACGUGUAUAACUGCUAACAAUACCUGUGUUGCAAGUGGACUAUUUAUAGUCACUGCCAACAGUGAUUGUAAUGCACUUCUAUUUGUUUACUUUGAAAUCACAUAAUGUGUUAAAAAUCAUAACAAGAGUAUUUCAUAAUAUUGUAACCAUUUACUGUUAAGCACACAACUGGUUUGAAAGAAAGUGGAGUGAAUCUUUAAUGUUUCCAUAUUUAUUUAUUUUUUUUUGGGGGGGGGGAGUGGAAGCAUAACAUGAAAGCUUGGUUAUCACCUUUCAUUCUUUGUACUGCAUGUGCAGUGUGUGUUAUUUUACAGGCUUCUUGCAGAAAUUAUAUUUUACAGAAAUGCCAUUGUUAAUGUACAACUGUGAGACAGACAGAAGUUUAUAGACUUAUGUGCUGCUUAUGCCUUCUGUUAAUGUGGAUGUCAGACAUCAGACAUCUGGUGUGAGUGCCAAACUCGUUGUUUCAAUGUUGUGUGGACGGCUGUGAGUUACUGCUGCAUACUCUCCCUCUGCAAACACCCCACCCAGGCAGCUUUCUGCAGCUGAUAGUGUUGCAUUUUCCAAGCAGCUGCAUUGCUUGCUUUGGUCAGACUGACCCACGCCACAGGGUCCAAAGAUGGUCAGUGUGGAACUUGUGCCAGGCAAGUGCUUGCAGCUCAAACCAACGGAAGCAGCAGCUGUGCCUGAAUCAUUUCUGCAACUUUUUGUAAGAACAUAGUUCAAAUCAGGUCACAGAUGGCAAAAGCACAUUGGGUAUUGGCUUUGCUUGUGUCUAUCCUGAGAGAGUGACUAACUCAGAGUAUUUGCAGUGAUUUCUAAAAAUAGAAUUAAAGAUGUUAUGUUCCACAGUUUUAUUUUGCUUACACAUUUAUUUUAUUUAAUGUUUUCAAGGAAAACAUUCAUAAAAUGCAACAUAGAGGAACUGACUGUCCUCUUUUUCUUUACUAGUUUGAAAAAAAAACAGCCAUAGGCUGAAUGUUUUCUCAAAAUACACAUGCAUUUUAAAUGCUUUAAAGGACGGACAUUUUCAAAGGUGAAAAUGGAUCCUUACAAGGAUUGUGCAUUGACACUUUACCUUGGAUUGCUUAUAGGUUAUGUCCAAAAUACUGAAUCCUUUGCAGUAUUUCUUAACAAGUCAGCAAGUGGGAGUGAGGACUGAGAAGCCAUUUCCCUCUGAAGAAAUUAUUUUUACUCCCCCUUUCAGAAAAUGAAAAAUAAGAGUUAAACUAAAACAGUUAAGCUAUGCUUAACAAGGAUUUUAAUGAUCACAGUUAAUGAGUGUUUUUUAUUAAUACCAUUCUAAUGUUAUGGAAGUAAACAGCAUAACAAAUCCAAAUGUGAGAUGUAUUUCAGCUUUCUUUGCCUAGAUGUGUUUUCAAUACACUAGUUGUGUUGUGGUGUGAGCAACCUUAUUUUAAACAGGUUUGUAGCAGUAUGCAGUCAAAAAAGAAAACUCACUUGGGAAGCAGGUCUGUUUGGUAAGGAUGCAGACACUUAAAUACAAGGUUCGGUAUAUAUAAAAAGAGAAUGUGAUGAUUUGGGGUCACAUGGAUCAUGACAUGUCCCUGCAGGACAUUCUGUUAGUACGCUUUGUCAUACCAGUGGGAUGACCUUCCAUCACUGAGGAAAAUGGGCAUUCAACUUAAGGUCUAGUUUAAAAAUAAUGCUUAUUAGUCCAUGAAAAGCUCUACCUGCAACAUAUGUGUUAAUCUUAUGUUAUUUUUGUUGUCCUUUUAGUCACCAAGUUAGGGUAACAUGUUUCUUAUGCUGAAAAAUUGUCACAGUUGUCGCCUUUUAGGUUAAAGCCCCUUUUUUCUGUUCACAACAGAAUCCACUGAAACCACAAAACGUUUUAACUGUAACUAUUACUUACUGUCUGAAUUUGUCUAGUUUUCUUUUAUGUUAAAGUGAAAUGUCUCUUAGUUGUCGCUAACAGAUCCCAGUAGACUUUGGGGUAUAGUAGGGAAAGCAUUAAAGCAAAACUGAAGACAAGAUGGUAGCAGUAACAGAGGCUGAGCAUUGUGACCUGGUUUAAGGUAAGGAAAGAUGAUGGAAAAUAGAUGUCUUGUGGCUGUUUUUCUUCUUUUUGAUUCCUGAUUGCCUGCAACCACUCCAUAUUUGCGACAAAGCAUAUAUUGGCAUGUCACAGUUUCCUAGCUGCAGCGCCUGUCUGGCAUUUAAUUACACGUACGUCUGAGGUUACUUGCACUUUUUACAGACCAGCUGGACCACCCUGAGUUGAAGAGAAGAUGACAGGAAUUCUUAUUUAGAAACCUUUUUUGGUGGGUGGUGGAGCAGCUGUAAAGGAUGACAGGACAUUUAAUUUGUCUGUGUUUAUAUCCCCCUCCUUUGGCACAUGCUCUGCCAUUGAACGCAGGGCAUUCAUUAUUAGAUGCAAUUGCAUUUCUCAACCCAGCUUCACCAGCUGAAGCUAUCCUAUGCUUUUUUUUAUUCAGAAGUGGAGGGAGGGAUUUGUUUCACCUGUCCUGCAGUAAAUGCCCAGCAAGGUAAUGAUGCUCCCCAUCCACACCCAGAACCCUAGGGCAGCCCCAGUUCAUUACUGAAACAAGGUCAUUAGCACUGAAAAAAAAAGUUUCUCUUUUAAUGUGCAGUUUAAUGCUGUGGGUGCAAAGCUUAACUUUGCCACAAAAAUACAAUAAUACUAACAUGUGAAUGGUUAGCCUUGGGGGGGGGGGGGAUAAACACAGUUCUCCUAAUAAGACUCUGUGCUUACUUCAGCGUUUUGUUAUGGCAUCGUUGCUUUUGGGAAACUCUGCAGUCAGUUUCUCAGCUUUGACUAGUGGCAACUUGACAAAUGCUACUUAGAUGAGCUGUAACACUUAUAGUUAAGGCUUAUGGUGUUACUUGUACAUGAGUGAGAAAACAGACAAUACAAGUGGCAGGGAUGCAAGUGUCAAAGUGUACAGAAAAUACAUGGAAAAAAAAACAAAAUAAGAAUGUUACAUGUUCCUUAUCUAAUACAUGUGACUCAUUUUUAGUCAUAAGCUCUUUUAUUUUUCAAACAGCAGAAAAGUCUUUUACCAGUUAUAUUUCACUUGAAAAUAUUCUAAAACUACUCAUCAUGUUACUAGAUGUGCACAUUUUGUGUUUCUAUUUCUAGCUUAAUAAAUUGUGUCAGAAAGUUAAUUUAAAAUCUGUUACAAAUCUGAAGUUCCCCUGGAUUACAAGUACGUGAAGAAAGGCUGAGAGUAAAAUAAAACUUGGAAAUUGUUA
Messenger RNA from Protopterus annectens (West African lungfish), 4790 nucleotides. RefSeq names its product adaptor related protein complex 1 subunit mu 2 (gene AP1M2). Gene Ontology annotation, cellular component: clathrin adaptor complex; clathrin-coated vesicle. Lineage: Eukaryota; Metazoa; Chordata; Ceratodontiformes; Protopteridae. Bases 147 to 1418 code for a protein of 423 amino acids. The transcript is spliced from 12 exons. Gene Ontology annotation, biological process: vesicle-mediated transport; intracellular protein transport. The record is from RefSeq and is a predicted model, not a curated record. Gene Ontology annotation, molecular function: clathrin-cargo adaptor activity.